AUGUCGGCUCCUCACCACGCCUUGGUCUUUGGUGCCUCUGGCAUUCUCGGCUGGUCCGUAGUCAACCAGAUUCUCAAGAACUAUCCCGAAAGGGGAGUGUUUCACAAGGUCACUGCACUCUCCAAUAGACCUUUGAGCGAGGAGAAUGCAUUUUGGCCUCUCAGUGGUCCUGGCAAACCAGUCCUGUCAAUCGUGGACGGGAUCGACUUGACCUUGGGAACCAUGGAUCAUAUGAAGGAGACACUACGACUUCGCGUCCCUGAUAUUGGCUCCGUUACUCACAUUUAUUAUUUCGCCUAUCUAUCCCAUCCCGACUUUCCAACAGAGUCCCACAUCAAUCUAGGCAUGCUCCAAAGAGGUUUCGCGGCAGCAGAAAGCCUGGCACCGAAUCUUCAUAUGCCAUUCUACCGGCUGGCACCAAGGUUAGCCCUAGAUAUCGGCUAUGGUAUUCAUUUGCCGCAGAGGCCGUUCCAGGCUCCCUUUACAGAGGAGAUGAGUGACGUACAUCAACCUUGGCAUGAUGAGCUCUUCUACUAUGUGCUACAUGCAGAGCUAGACAAGCUUCAAAAGGGUAAAUCCUGGAAAUUCGCCGAGGUCAGAUGCGGUCCAGUUGUCGGGUUCGUCCCUCACAAGAACCCGUAUAAUCUUGCGGGAGCUUGUGUGAACUUUCUCUCAGUGUACAAGUUUCUACAUGAGCAAGGACACCCGGAUGCAAAGUCGGAAAAGAUUCCCUGGCCCGCGGCUCCGGAAGACUGCGACACCUUGUUCAAUGAUGGCGGACAGGAUAUUUUUGCCGAGUUCAGUAUAUAUCUAUGCUUGCAUCCAGAGAUUGCCGGGAACAGCGAAGUCUACAACAUCGGGGAUGCGUCUGAGCCUGCGAGCAUGUCUGAUCGGUGGCGGGUCAUCUGCUCUCUGUUCGGGCUUCAGGGGGUACCGCCCGUUGAAAAGUCGGACCCGGCGUUUGUCCUUCCUAGCAAAUUUCUCCAUGAUCAUCCCGAGGCGGUAAAUCAACUAAAAGAGGAACAGGGCGUCACUCUUCAGGAGAUUGCGCUGGAAGACACGAUCGAAGUAUUCACGGAUUGGAUCAAUUUUGACCACCAUUUCUCGUUUACUAAAACGAGAAAGACGGGCUUUGAUCACGAGCUGUCACUCGAAGACUCAUGGCGGAUGGUGUUUGAUAGAUAUCAUCAAGCGAAACAUUGCUAUUAUGGGCGUACAGAUUAG
Molecule: messenger RNA, 1224 nt
Organism: Pestalotiopsis fici W106-1
Lineage: Eukaryota; Fungi; Ascomycota; Sordariomycetes; Amphisphaeriales; Sporocadaceae
Exons: 4
Coding region: 1-1224 (407 amino acids)
Source: RefSeq, a predicted model, not a curated record